UGCCUAGUGAGAAGUGCCAAUAUGGCCGACCGCUGGCUUCAAAACCCCUCACUUGCCAAUACAUUGCAUCAGCAGCAAUCCAGGGUAGAUAUAGGCUACAUCAUUGGUAAAGAAAGACCAAAGGAACAUAUGAAAACUGCAAUCUCGUAUAGCCUAAUAAUCGACAAAUAGGUGGACUACAAAUACUGACCAAUGGGAGCCGAGUUCGCCUACUAUAAAGAACCAUCUCCAAGAACAUUUUCCACCGGAAAGCCAAAUAACGGAUCAGCCAUGCCGUUCGGAAACACCCACAACGCGCUGAAGAUGAAGUACGCUUCUAGUGAGGAGUACCCAGAUCUCAGCCAGCACAAUAAUCAUAUGGCCAAGAUCUUGACUCCUGCCAUCUACGAGCGUCUAAGGAGCAAACAAACGCCCAGUGGUUUUACAUUGGAUGAUGUCAUUCAAACCGGGAUUGAUAACCCAGGCCAUCCAUUCAUCAUGACUGUGGGAUGUGUGGCUGGAGAUGAGGAAACAUACGAGGUCUUCAAGGAGCUGCUGGACCCCAUCAUUGAGGACAGACAUGGAGGAUACAAGCCUACAGACAAGCACAAGACCGACCUCAACCCAAACAACCUGAAGGGUGGAGAUGACCUGGACCCCAACUACGUCCUUAGCUCCCGUGUCCGAACAGGAAGGAGCAUCCGGGGGUUCUGUCUGCCCCCACACUGCAGCCGUGGAGAGCGAAGGGCCGUUGAGAAAAUGUCUGUUGAAGCUCUGGACUCCCUGUCCGGUGACCUGAAGGGGAAGUACUACGCCCUGAAAAACAUGACAGAUGCUGAGCAGCAGCAGCUGAUUGAUGACCACUUCCUGUUUGACAAGCCUGUGUCUCCUCUGCUGCUGGCCUCUGGCAUGGCCCGGGACUGGCCCGAUGGCAGGGGGAUCUGGCACAAUGAUACCAAGACCUUCCUGGUUUGGGUCAACGAGGAGGACCACCUGCGUGUCAUCUCCAUGCAGAAGGGUGGCAACAUGAAGGAGGUGUUCAACCGUUUCUGUACUGGCCUCACAAAGAUUGAAACCCUGUUCAAAGAUAAGGGCACUUCAUUCAUGUGGAACGGGCACUUAGGCUACGUGCUCACCUGCCCAUCCAACCUGGGAACAGGGCUGCGUGCUGGAGUCCACGUCAAGAUCCCCAACAUGAGCAAGCAUGCCAAAUUCGAGGAGGUACUCAAGAGGCUAAGGCUUCAGAAACGUGGAACAGGUGGAGUAGACACCGCAGCCGUGGGUGGAACCUUCGACAUCUCCAAUGCCGAUCGCCUGGGCUUCUCCGAGGUGGAGCUGGUGCAGAUGGUUGUGGAUGGAGUCAAGCUGCUGGUUGAGAUGGAGAAGAAGCUGGAGAAAGGCCAGUCUAUCGACGGCAUCAUGCCCACCCAGAAGUGAAAACUCUUGUGAUUGCUUCCCUUUGCCAUCUGAAUGAAUGUGUGACACUAUCCUGGAAUGCACUUACUCUCUCACAAGGUCCUCUUUCAUUGUGAUAGUGGAUUUGAAAAUAAAAAAAACUGUUUCAA
Messenger RNA from Salvelinus fontinalis (brook trout), 1544 nucleotides. Its product is annotated as creatine kinase, testis isozyme-like. The record is from RefSeq and is a predicted model, not a curated record. The transcript is spliced from 8 exons. Gene Ontology annotation, biological process: phosphocreatine biosynthetic process. Gene Ontology annotation, molecular function: creatine kinase activity. Bases 193 to 1416 code for a protein of 407 amino acids. Lineage: Eukaryota; Metazoa; Chordata; Actinopteri; Salmoniformes; Salmonidae.